This is a messenger RNA of Nannizzia gypsea CBS 118893, 528 nucleotides long. RefSeq lists its product as hypothetical. Bases 1 to 528 code for a protein of 175 amino acids. NCBI's taxonomy places the organism in Eukaryota, Fungi, Ascomycota, Eurotiomycetes, Onygenales, Arthrodermataceae. The transcript has a single exon. The record is from RefSeq and is a predicted model, not a curated record.
AUGGCAUCGGGAAUGUUGUUCGACCCAAUGCGUCUUCUUCGCCUUGCUCCUCUUAUCAGCAGCACAGGGAGUGUAGUAUACUCGACGUGCGAACUUAUUAUGAACUCUGCCUUCCUCCAUCCAACCAUCCGCAGAGAAGCCGACAUUGUUCUCCCUCGCUGGUUUAAGACAGUCUUCCAAAGCGGCGUCACGAUAGUUAUUGGACUGAUCACCAUAACCACGUCCACAUCCCUAGCCAAUAUCUACCUCUCAUACAACAACGGCCUUUCGAUCACAGAGGGUAUCAUGGCUCUGCCUUUCAGCGCCAAAAUGUAUGCUUUGGGAGUGACUUGUGCCUUGGGCCACUUGACCUUCAUCCCAUGGGUUGCGCAACCAAUCGAGCACCUAAAGGCAAACACAUCGAAGAGAGGUGGCUCUGCAGAGAUGAAAGAUUGGCUGAGCGUGCACAGGAUCAGAUGGACUGUUGCCGAUUUCCCAGCUUGGGUGGCUUUCUUUCUAGCCGUUUUGACAUUUGAAGAAGCUCUCUAG